AUGGACACGACGAUCCUCCGCAACGCCACCAUAAUGCAGCCCCAGAACAGGAAUAGGCAUCAAUUCAUGAUCUUUGGUGGCUUCCUGCUGAAGCAGACGUUCGAGUUGGCAUUCACGACCGCCGCUGCAUUCGCACACGCUCGCCCGACGUUCGUAUCGCUCGACCCGUCCACGUUUCAGAAUCCGGUGCCUCAACGGUCGUUUACACGGAUCCUCCGCUUAUUGGGGCCCCCCGGCGAGCAGUUCGACCCUGAAAGCGAAUACUCGAGGGUGCAAGUGCGCGUGGACAGUAAAGUGCGGGACGUUGAGCACGGUCGAUCCAAACCCACGGGAACAUUCAACUAUACCUUCACUGUGAAGAAGAACAUCAGGGUCGUGCCAAGGACAUACCAGGAAUUUAUGCUGUAUCUUGACGCGAGGAGAAGAGCAGAACAGGUGAAGGAGACGCUGCAGGAGGAGGGUGUAGGCCUGAGCCCCAAGUCGGCGGAGCAGAGCGUUACCGAGUAG
Molecule: messenger RNA, 507 nt
Organism: Didymosphaeria variabile
Lineage: Eukaryota; Fungi; Ascomycota; Dothideomycetes; Pleosporales; Didymosphaeriaceae
Exons: 2
Coding region: 1-507 (168 amino acids)
Biological process (GO): acyl-CoA metabolic process
Cellular component (GO): mitochondrion
Molecular function (GO): fatty acyl-CoA hydrolase activity
Source: RefSeq, a predicted model, not a curated record